AUGGAUGUCUUACAGCGCCUGGCCAGGUUCCUGGACAGGCCUCUCUUCCCUUGGAAGAAGCUGAUCAUCGGCUUCUCGGUUGCGCAAUACCUCUUCGAGGGUUUCCUCUCUCUUCGUCAAUACCAGGUCUUGAAGAAGACCAAGCCACCAAAGGUUCUGGAACAGGAGAUAUCGCAGGAGACAUAUGACAAGAGUCAAGCAUACGGACGCGCCAAAGCCAAGUUCCAAUUUGUCAACGGUAUCUGGGGCCAGGUCACGAACAUCGCCUUCAUUCACUUCGACGUCCUCCCCAAGAUCUGGUCAUGGACCGGCGACCUCCUCCUUCGAUUUGCCCCCGCUCGCUUCUCCGGUGAAAUUACCCAUUCGAUCGCAUUCGUCUUGGCCUUCACGAUCAUCCACCAGCUCCUGUCCCUACCGGCCUCAGUCUACAAUACGUUUGUCUUGGAAGAGAAGUUUGGGUUCAACAAACAGACUCCCCAGCUCUUCGUCACCGAUCUGAUCAAGUCGCUGGGUCUGACUUUCGUCCUGACGCCUCCUAUCCUCGCUGCUUUCCUCGCCAUCAUUCAGAAGACGGGCGACCAGUUCUUCUACUACCUAUGGAUGUUUGGAGCCGGUCUGCAGGUCGUCAUGAUCACCAUCUGGCCAAUUGUCAUUAUGCCGCUCUUCAACAAGCUCACUCCUUUGGAACCCGGAAAAUUGAAGACUGGAGUCGAGGCCCUGGCUGCCAAGCUCAAGUUCCCUCUGAACGAGCUCUACGUGAUCGAUGGCAGUAAGCGGAGUGCCCACAGCAACGCAUAUUUCUUUGGAAUGCCUUGGAAGAAGCACAUUGUUAUCUAUGAUACCCUGAUCGAGAAGAGCGAAACCCAAGAGGUUGUCGCUGUCCUGGCGCACGAAUUGGGUCACUGGAGUCUGGGUCACACCACGAGGCUGUUUGGCAUUUCUCAGUUCCACUUCUUCUACAUCUUCUCGCUGUUCUCCGUCUUCAUCAACAACCAGUCUCUCUACGCCGACUUUGGAUUCAACGCUGUGAAGCCCAUCAUUGUUGGCUUUAUCCUUUUCUCCGAUGUUCUGGCCCCUAUGGACGUUUUCAUCAAGCUGGGCAUGAACAUCUUGAGCCGUCGCUACGAGUUCCAAGCUGACGCUUUCGCGUGCGACCUCGGGUACUCUGCGGACCUCGCCAAAUCUCUCAUCAAGCUCCAGAUCCAGAACCUUAGCACUAUGGAUGCGGACCCGAUGUUUGCCAGCUACCACUUCUCGCACCCCAUUCUGUCCGAGAGACUGAAGGCGCUCGAUUGGCAACCUACUGCCAAGGUCGCGCCUGUGGAUGAAAAGGACGGUGUUGCCAAGGCCACGGGAAGAGAUGAGUUGUGA
This is a messenger RNA of Diaporthe citri, 1371 nucleotides long. RefSeq lists its product as uncharacterized. The record is from RefSeq and is a predicted model, not a curated record. Gene Ontology annotation, molecular function: metalloendopeptidase activity. Gene Ontology annotation, cellular component: endoplasmic reticulum membrane. Gene Ontology annotation, biological process: CAAX-box protein processing. NCBI's taxonomy places the organism in Eukaryota, Fungi, Ascomycota, Sordariomycetes, Diaporthales, Diaporthaceae. The transcript is spliced from 3 exons. The coding region runs from base 1 to 1371 and encodes 456 amino acids.